UGCGGAGGUAUUGGCCCAUAUUCUGUCGGUCUGGUGUAAAUCCAGAAUGACUCGCUUGACUUCAAAGGAUCCCUGUAUAAACACCUGUCCUGCCCCAGAGGUGGCUGCAUUUCAAUGCUGACACCAUCCCAGGAUCCUUGUAUAAAGAGUUGACACAACCUACUCUGGGGUGGUGUCAUCUCAGUGCCGUCCUAGAGGGAAUGGGAGGGGUGGGCGGCAGUGUUAGGCAGUGGCUUAUGACAGAGACCCAGGUUCAAUUCCUGUCUCGGCUGUGGACUUCCUGUGUGACUGUGGCCACAGGAAGUGGCCCUUAGCUGCUCCCUGCCUCAGUUUCCCCAUCUGUGAAACGGGGAUGGUAAAGCUGCAGGAUAAAUCUGUUCAAGAGGGUGAGGCGGGUUGAGAUCUGGUAAAGAAGAAACGGGCAUCGUUGCUGUUACUUAUAGACGCGCUGGUGCGACUGAGAGCGGAUUUAGCCGAGAUCAGAAUCCAGCCCGAGUUUCCUUCCCCUUGUGGGACUCGCCCGCUGGCUGCAGUGCGGACAGGCUCAGCCCCCGAGUCAGAGGUUUCUCGCCGGCAGGCGAGACCAUGGCCCUCUGCGCUUGGCGUGCGUCACUUCAGGAGGGCAGCUCUGUGUGUCUAUCCCCAUUCUGCAGAUGGGAAAAUUGAGGCACGCAGCGGGAGGAGUGACUGGCCCCAGGUCAAAUUGAGAUUCAGUGGCAGACUUAAGAUGAGAACCCAGAAGUCCCAACUCCCGCCCUCCCCUGCUGUAACCACUAGACCCGACUCUCCUCCCAGAGCUGGGGCAAGCGCCAGCCGCCCUUCCUCUCCUCCGCCUAGGGUGCCAAUGCUGGAGCAGGCCGGGCGAGCUCCUGUCAGAGGCAGCAAGACCAGGCGAGCGGCAGGGUUACGAAACCCCUUCGGCUGCAAGACCGGAACAGACACAAACCAAACAGCAUCCUGGCUCGGCCUGCAGGGAGGGGCUGGGGGCUCUGGCGUCCCUUCCCAGUCGCGCAGGGACGGAGCCGGCGUCGAAACGGCUCUGGUGCCCGUGGCUGAGCUGUGGAGGGAAGGAGCAGCCUUCGCUCCUUCGUGAUCACCUCCCCCUCGCGCUCGUCCUCGCCGGAGAUCUCCCCGCCGCUGCUUCUCCCUGCCCCAGGUAAGAGCCCCCUGGCUUUGCUGCUUUCUUCCUUCGCUGGCUUUCUCCCGGCGGCGUCUGUCGGCAAAGGCCCUGGGCUGGGCCCAGGUGCCCGGGAGAUCUGGGUGAAGGGGUGUGGAUCGUGGAAAGAGGGCCUCAUCCGCAGCCCACGGGACUCCCAGUUGCUCCACUCGGGCAUCAGACAGAAGUCUAAGCAUCUCCGGCUGGAUGCCUACCAGCCGCAGGGCCCGUCAUCCGUCGUACGGCCAGCCGCACCAACACACAGCCCAAUCGGUGGGGUCCGACAUCUGUCAGCUCCCUCCCUGUAGCUCAGGCUCAGAGGCAGAGUGGCCCAGGGGGCUGGGAUUCAGGAGAGCUGGGUUCUGGCCUCGGCUCUGCUGCGUGACCCCCGGCAAGUCAUGGCUCCAUGCCUCAGUUUCCCCUCCCACCCUUUGUCUAUUGAGAGUGGAAGCUCUUUGGGGCAAGGGGCUAUCUCUUGCCCUAUGUCUGCACAGAAGCCAGGGCAAGGGGGUUGCGAUCUUGGUCAGCAUCUGUGCAGCACCGGGGCCCUGAUCUUGGCUGGGGGCCUUUUGGUGCUACCAUAAUGCACCUAAUAAAUUACAAACCAGUUGGUGAGCCCGAUCUCACUCACGCCCCCAGAGUCUCUCUGGGCGCACGCUCACGGGGGAGGCGAUGCUGAAACCCACCCAGAUGCCAGGGAGAGCGCAGGAACUGAAAUAGGGGUUGCCAUUACCCAGUGACUAAGCCUGGGGAUGAUUCCGCCUCCCCUGAUGACACGCUGGGCAGAUUGAAACCAGCGCUGGGUUGGUUUUGAAGCCCGGUGGCCCCCCUUUGGGAAUAUGGGCUUGCAGGUGGGAGGGGCGGGGUGGGGGGUUAAGGCUCCCUCGGGCUUGGCCGGGGAGCGAGCGCCCCAUAACUGGGCCCACGGAGGGGUCGGGAGAGGGCUGUUAACCCUUUACAAGCACACUCUAGAGACGGAUGUGCCAAGGGGGAUGCCAGGGAGUUUCAGGGGAGCAGGCGGCUCUCCGGGGCCAUGGAGCCAGGACUCAGUUGCGGUCCUGUCCAGGGCAAGGUUGAGGGGUGUUGGCUCUGUGUCGGGGGGAGCUCCCGCUCCAGCAACCAACAAAGGACUCCAGUCUCCAGAGAUGUCCAUCCCCUAUUUGAUGUAUGUGCCUGUAGCACUUAGAGGCCCCCGCUGGAAGUGGGGACCCCCAUUGCACCCCUGGAAGAGCUAGGCCCUGCCUGGAGGCGCUCCCAGGCUGAAUAGCCAAUGCCUAGGACCGGAAAGUGUCAGGCCGGGUCCGAUCCUACAGGGCUGUUAUCCCGCCCGUGGGCAGUGGUAGCGCCACGCGGAAUCACGGUCCUCCGGAAACAGGAGGUGUGCGUUGAGGAGAACUGACCCCCAGUGACAUACCCCAACACAGCUCGCGAGCCAGCUUUGUCUCUCUUGUUAACCAGGGGACAGGCCCCUGCUCGGACCUCUGUGCUGCACAGAGAGACACCUAGCGGCUGAAGGGGGUAAUGCGAGUGAGAGUAACACUGCAGCAGGCAGGGGGGCAACACCCCCCCACAAUGGUCCUUUACGCCCCCCCCCUCCCCAUUACAAAGUUGUCUCCUGCUUGCAGAGGGAUCUGGCACCUACAUGCAUCCUGGGACACGGGUUUCCGAGCAAGCCGCCUCUGCUGAUGGGUUAGUUACAGCUACUGGGCUAUAAAGGAUGCCUCACGUGUCUGCCGAAGAAGAUGUCGAUCCUUCGGGGGCUGGGGACAGUGAUAACCGCCCCCAGCGCCUGCUGCAGAAUGGCCAGUGCGAGGCCCCGGCGGGAGGCCAGGCCCCGGCGGGAGGCCAGCCCCCGCCCCCCCUGACGCUCCUAGACAGGCUCCUGCUGACCCGGGGGCUCUGGCAGUUGCUCACCCUGCGCCCGGAGCAAGCCACGGAGCUGCUAAGGAUACAGCCGCCUGGGACAUUCCUGGUGACCGGCGCGGGAAGCGGGGAGCUCAAGGCGCUGUCGGUGCAGAGCAGCGGAGAGGGAGCCGGAGCCGGAGGCGUCUGCUGUUUCCAGAUCAAGGAGGACGGCUCAGCUGUUUGCCUGGAAGGGUCCCAACUGCGUUUCCUGGGCCUACUGGAACUGGUUGCCUUCCUCUCCGUGAGCAGGGACGUGCUGCCCCUCCCGCUGGGGCUCCCAGCUACCUUGCAACACCUCGGCAGGGCCGAGCUGGACACCUGCGCGGCCCUGGGCAUGAGGUUCUGGAGUCCUCCCUUUAAGCCGUCGGCCUCAGGCAAGGAGGAGGAAGAGAACAUGGGGUCCAGCCCCGAGCCCCCCAACCCCCCGGAGAGGAGCCGUCCGGCCUGCUGCAUCCGGGUGACGUCGGAGGACGGGGCACUCUGCAUCAUCAACCCGCUCUUCCUGUCGGAGCACAGCAGCGAGGGCUGGCUCCCCGCCGGGGUGCUGCCCCCGUUCCACCCGCCCGAGAGAGGGGGCACCAUCCGGCUGAGGAACGGGCAGGGGCCCGGCCUGUUGGACAAGCCGCUGGCGCCUGCCGCCGCCGAGACGGACCAGCUGGGAGCCCCGGAGCCCGGGAAAGAGGGGGAGCAGGGCAAAGGUGAUGAUGCCCCCCCGGCCUCCGUGAAACGGAAGCUGUUGGUGCGCCGGCCGGCCUGGAACAUGUCCGAGGACUCGUCGUCCCCGCCGCCGGCCGAGCGGCAGGAGGGCCCGGCCUCCCCGCACCGGGUCUCUUGGAUCGAGGGGGCCUCGGACGCCCCCUGGGCGCUGAAGAAGUCCCACUCGGAGUCCUCGCUGCUGGGCCCCCGGGACAGCCUGCUCCUGCCGCCCAUCCCGGAGCUGGACUCGCUGUCGGUCAGCAGCGUGGAAGAGGAGGCCGACGCCCACCCGGCCACGCCCCGCAAGAAGCACCAGUCGGCGGCGCUGCCGGGCCGGGUCCUGCACCGGCUGUCGGCCGUGGGCAGCGCCCUGACCAGCUUCCUCUCGGCCGAGCGCCGGCUGGCCAAGCGGGUCCAGGAGCUGACGCAGGAGCCGGCCUCCUACGUGGGGGGCCUGGUGCAGAACUUCGUGGGGCACGUGCUGCGGGGCGGGGCAGCCCGGCACCCCACCAGCACCGACCUGCUGCAGGAGAUCCGCCAGAUGAUCAGCAGCCUCAAGGGCUACCUGUGUGAGAGCUCGGAGCUGCAGGACGCCUGGGAGUACGGGGACCUCGAGGAGCUGGACCUGGGCUCCGUGGUGGAGGCGGCCCUGUACAAGUGCGUCCUGAAGCCACUGCGGGACUGCAUCUACGGGCAGCUCCUGGACUUCCACAGCCGGGACGGGAGCCUGCAGAAGCUGCGCGAUCACCAGCUGACCAUGAGCCGCCAGAGCCUGGCGGAGCUGGGGGUGACGGCCAGCGUCCCCGACGCCCCGGCCCUCGAGCGCAUCCAGGCCAAGCUGCUCCAGAUGCACCAGGCCUACUCGCCCAAGAAGAAGGAGGCCCAGCUGCUCAAGGCCUGCAAGCUGAUCUACGAGGCCAUGAACCACGGCACGGGCGGCAAGGAGGUCUACGGGGCGGACGACUUCCUGCCGGUGCUGACCUACGUCCUGGUGAAGUGCGACAUCGUCUCGGUGCAGCUGGACGUGGAGUACAUGAUGGAGCUGCUGGACCCCAGCCAGCUGCAGGGAGAAGGCGGCUACUACCUCACCACCUGGUUCGGGGCUCUUUACCACAUCAGCAACUUCCAGUCAGCCAUGGUAACCCGGCAGAUCAGCAUCGAAGCGCAGGACUCCAUCCACCGGUGGCAGCGCCGGCGCACCAUCCACCACAACCAACACAGCCGGCGCCGCUCCCAGGACAUCUUCUACGUCUCCUUCCAAGAGCCCUUCGCGAACCAGAAGGCCAUCCCCGUCCCCGCCCACAUGACAGCGGCCUCAGUGUGCGUGAUAUGCAGCAAGAAAUAUGGCGUCUCCAACCCGGAGGCCUAUGGUCUCUUCCUGGUGACGGACAGCACCUCCCGCCUCCUGGCGGGGGACAGCCGCCCCCAGCAGAUCCGCUCGGCGUCCCUCAAAUCCCACUGCGGCUCCAGCUGCUUCGUUUACAAGCUGAAGGGAGAGGAGUCGGAAGCCCCGUUGGAGGGCGACGGCCCAACUCCUGCUCAGGAACCCAUGUAAGGCUGGUAGAGAGACAGUGCAAUCAGAGGCUGCCUGGAUGGGAGCGUACAGUCCGUGCAUCCAAAGUCCAGCGACCUCGGGACUGAGGCCGGACUCUCCCCAGAGCCUCCCGGGUCCUAAUAUCUCGGGACGCCUGGGGAAAAAACAAACUCAAACUUCCCAAGGGUCGGAGCACACAGGCGCUGGAGCGGCCAGCGGAAAGUGUAGAAGCCCCAUUGACUUAUAACUGGAGGGGACAAUCCUACCGUGGCUGGGGCGUCCCCAUCUUUGCAGGGCACAGCUCGGGGGAGUAGGUGUCCCAAGCCGGGGCGGCUUUUCCUUCCCUUGGAACUCUCCGAGCCUUGGGGCCGUGUUGGUCAGUUUGGCUCCCAGCUGCAGCCCGGGGCCGGGGUGUGGGUGGCUCGGGACGCUGCGGUCCGGAGCGCAGGAACCAUGCAGCUCUAGCCGGCUGCCUGAGCGGGGGCGGGGUGGUCCUGUGCCAUACACGUUUGGGAGACUGCAGCCCAGUGGGAAAGGGUCAGAAGAGCUGCCGCUUUGCGGGCAAACUCAGCCGGGAGGCAGGGGGAAAAUCAAUCCAAUAUCCUCUCUGGGGCAGGGCUGGCAUAUAUCGCCCAAGGGGCAUGGCGGGAGGGGGGGGAGGGGAGAGGCAGCUUGCCCUGAAUCACCUUCCCUCCCAAGGGCUACACCAGACGCCCCCCCCCCCCCCCCAUAUCCAGAGGAAUGUAACUAACCAGCCCGUUAGUUCCCCUCACAAUCUGAGCUGGUUCCAAUAACGUGCGGUGAGUUUUACCACUUCUCUCUAGGACCAGGAACCCAGCUCGUGGGAAUCCCUGUUUAAAGGGGAAGUGACCUUAAACUCCUGAACGUUCUGCCUAGUCAGGGGCUAUAUAUUUAUAUGACCUUCUCCCCUGUAAAGGGAGGGCUAUAAAAAGGACUUUGGCCCG
Molecule: messenger RNA, 6256 nt
Organism: Malaclemys terrapin pileata
Lineage: Eukaryota; Metazoa; Chordata; Testudines; Emydidae
Gene: RINL
Product: Ras and Rab interactor like
Exons: 12
Coding region: 2874-5312 (812 amino acids)
Biological process (GO): signal transduction; vesicle-mediated transport
Cellular component (GO): endocytic vesicle; cytosol
Molecular function (GO): guanyl-nucleotide exchange factor activity; small GTPase binding
Source: RefSeq, a predicted model, not a curated record